This is a messenger RNA of Uranotaenia lowii, 537 nucleotides long. RefSeq lists its product as uncharacterized. Gene Ontology annotation, molecular function: zinc ion binding; nucleic acid binding. The record is from RefSeq and is a predicted model, not a curated record. The transcript has a single exon. Lineage: Eukaryota; Metazoa; Arthropoda; Insecta; Diptera; Culicidae. The coding region runs from base 1 to 537 and encodes 178 amino acids.
AUGAUCCCCGAACUCCGACGUGGCUCGACGGUAAAAAGCGCGGAAUAUAGUGCGCUUACCCAGGAGAUAGUUGGCCAAACUGCGGAAAUCCGAGCCCUUAGCACCACGGUUACCGUCAGGGUGAAAAACCUCAACGAGAUAGCCACGGAUGUUGAGGUUAAGGAUGCGCUGAAAGAUCUGUGCCAGAUCGGAACAGAUCCCAAAUCCGGGACACAGGUGGCUUUCGUGAAACUUCUGGUUGCAGCAGCAAAUGCAGCACUUGAGUGUGGGCGGCUAAAGGUAGGCUGGUCUAUCUUCCAGAUAGCCAUCCCCCAGCAACCGGAAAGGUGCUUCCGUUGUGUGGAAUAUGGGCACAAAACAUUCGCCUGCAAGGGCACAGAUAGGACUGCCUUGUGUUGGCGGUGCAGUGAAGCCGGCCCUCAUGCGGCUAGUUGCACCAAACACGCAAAGUGUCUUCACUGCGGUGGAGGACACAGGGCUGGCAACCCUAGGUGCCCCGCCUUUCAAAAGGCGUCGGCUGCACCUUCGCGGGUAUAG